This is a messenger RNA of Paramecium tetraurelia, 951 nucleotides long. RefSeq lists its product as uncharacterized. The transcript is spliced from 5 exons. Lineage: Eukaryota; Ciliophora; Oligohymenophorea; Peniculida; Parameciidae. The record is from RefSeq and is a predicted model, not a curated record.
AUGGCAAAAGACUUUUAUGUUUUAAGUAAAUAAAGCUCCUAAUAAUGUUUCAGUUCAUUAGGCAAUUUUGAAUCUAUUCAACAUGUAAACGAUUCUAAUAAAUGGGAUGAUAUAAAAUAGUCAAGAUAAGACUUAAUGAAGAAAUAUCAAUAAUUCAAGACGAAUGAAGCAAAAUAAACAACUCUGUCAACCUAUUAAUCUUAAAAAGUUCUCGUUCCAAAGCUAGAGAAUUUUGACAUUAAACUAAAUAUCAAGAGAGACAAUGUAAUUAAAUAUAGAGAUAAAGAAAACAUUACAAGUUCUUAAUAGAAACAGUCAGAAAAAUCUGGAAUGAGCAGUUAAAGAAUUAGAUAAGAAUCUGUAUAUGAUAGAUUAUAUAAUUAAAGAGAUACUGAAAAAAAAGCAGGAAGACCAGUUUAGAAUAAAGCUAUUUUAACCAACAAUUCAAAUCAAUAAUCAAAAUCAAUAUUAGCUCACAAUAUCCUAAUUCAGAAACGAUCUUCUGAUCCAUCAAUAUUAAUGCCCAUAUCCUCUUUGAUUAAAAAAACUUAAAAAUAAUAAAUAGUUUAACAGCAAGACGAAAAUAAUACACAAUUUUAAAACUUCCAAGAAUAGGUUAAUAAUGAAGAACAAUAUAAAGUUAAUGUCAGUAGAAUACAAGAUUACCACCCUGCGAAAAAGGACAGCUCUAAAUAAAUUUAGCCUAUAGAAUUUCAAACUAACGUUAAUUUAUCAUAAUUACCAAUUAAGCAUUGUUAUUUUUCUUUAGUAAAUGCAGAAGAAAAGUUAUAAAAUAAAAAAGUUAGAUCACAAAGCACUGAGAAAAUUAAAACUAAAUAACACUUGAAAUCCUCAAAAGGAAAUCGAGCACAUACUUAAGGGAAGUAGGAAAUUAAAAAUUAAUCAAAAAUCAAUAGAUUAUACGAAUAUAUAUUGGAAGGGAAUUACUGA